CAAUAUGAACAGUAAGAGCCUCUUGGAUCAGACAAUAUUGCGCACCGUAAAAUUGAAAAGUCGGAGAGAAAUCCUACUCAAUGCUUUCAAGAAAGAUGUAGCAGAGCUUCUUAAGAAUGAUCAAAGGGACAGUGCACUAUCUAAGGUAUACUCAUAAUCUUAAUCAGUGUUGUUAAGCUGAUUCUACGUGAUAACAAUAUCUCAAAAAGGAAAACUUAUAAACUAAAUGAUGUAGAAAAGUACUCUGUAUUUAAACCAAAGCCCAGAAUUCAUAGAGGAUGAAGAAACCCUAGUGAGAGUAAUUUUCCCUAAUUUCUGUGUGCAUUCUCUGGAGGAAGAGAACAGAUGCAUUUGACCUUCAGUUUUAUGGACUUUCCAAUAUGAGGUUAUAUAUUCUCUGCAAUUGCAGGUAGACGAUGUUUUCAGAGAACAGAACAUGAUUGAUGUAUAUGUUCUCAUCCAAGGGUUUUGCAGUGAUGUGAUCAAGAAAAUGCCAUUUAUUGAAAAACAGAAGUAAGAACUCUUCAUAAUUGCUCACUUUUCUUUCUAGCAGUAAUUAUGUCCUAAAUUGGUAUUGUUUAAUAACCUUGUAGGUCCUGCCCGCGUGGCCUGAGAGAAGCAAUAGCAAGUCUCUGUUUUGCUGCGCAAAGAUGUGCAGAAUUGCCUGAGCUGCAACAAAUUCGAUAUAUUUUCAGUUCAAAAUAUGGGCGACAAUUUACUGCGGCUUUACCCGAAGUACAAUCUGAUAGUGGGGUUAGCAAGGAGAUGAGCCAGAAAUUGUCAGCUCGCAAACCAAGUGGAUAUAUGAAAGUGAAGUUGAUGAAAGAAAUCGCUAAUGAAAAUGGAAUUGGAUGGAAAUUUGAAAAUUUUCUGGAUGGAUCAGAUUGCUUCACGGAACCAAUGAAGAUAGAUCGGUCAUCAAGGCAUGCUUAUGAAGCAAGUUCAGUUCUAGAAAAUACCAAUCAUAUCAGUGAACUGGACAAAUGGCCCGUGAAUUCAAAACGUCUAAAGCCAGCACCUGAAAUUUCCUCCUCUGCACCAUUAUCACCAGUUUCUUCCCUUGAUGAUGAUGAAAAGGAGAAAAUGCACAAUUUAUUUUCUGCCAAAAAUGGAAAUGGGAAGCUGCCCGAUACUGAAAAUUAUGACUCGCACCUUCAUUUUGUGCUUGAAAAUAGGAAGAAAACCUCUGUGAAGCCGACCAGAUCAAGGGAACUUGGUUCAUCUGAAAGAUAUCAAAAGAGCUCACGCUGGGUGGAAGAUAAGUCAGUUCAGAGCAAAGGUAAAAAAACUAGGAAUGAAUCUCCUACUGGAAAUGAUUGCUGUAAUUCUGCUAGAUACUCAAGGGCUGAUGAGUUAUAUGUUGAAUACAAGGGGGUGAAAAUCAGGUACACAGAUGUUGCAACUGCAGCCCAUGAAGCCCUUGAUUCUGCAGAACAUGCAACCAUGGCUGCACACGCUGCCCUAACUCUCGCCAGUCGUGAAUAUAAUCAGAACUCAAGCCAGACAACCGAUGAUUCAAGUGAAAUCUCUUCUAAUUCCAGUGAUGAAGCUUUUGAAAGAAGUUUCUUGAGGGACACAAAUGAACAGAGGCAUCUAAAACAGAUUCGAGGGUUCACAAGUUGUGGGGUUUCCAAACACACUGAGAAACAGAGAGGCACUUAUGAUCAUAGUGAUGUUGAUUAUCAGAGAAUCGGUAAUGAUUUUCCUGACAGAAAGAAAGCACAGGGCGGGAGAGAAGCUUGCUUCAAUAAGCCAAUAUACAAUUGGGCUAAACCAAAAUCAAAUAACCAGUCAUUUCCCUCCAAAUAUAAUCAGCCUCACAGUAUUUUGGAUGAUUUUAAGUCUGAUAGAAGUGUCCCUCUCUUAGGGAGAAAACAAUACCAGGACCCAAAGAGGGUAACCAAUAGAUGCAUGUCUGAAAGGAGGCUAAGGCCAAGAAUGUCCUUUGCAGAGGAAGCUGAAACAGAAAGAUCAUCGAGCUCGAGGCUAAGCAAUACCAUGCAAUCAGAUGAUUUUGAAAGGAUCAAAGUCAGGUUUCGUAGCAAAACUCCAAUGCCCACAAAGUCCAAACCAUUAGAAUUUUAUGGUAAAGAUGAAUCCUAUCAAGCCAUUGCCACUGCAAACAAAUUCAUUGUUUCUCAGAAUUCACACAAAGAAGGAUUAUGCAGAUCCGAAGGCAGUGGCAAGCUAAGAUGGUACUCUGCAAACUUGCAAGACCAAGAAACCCACUUUAUAUCUAUAGAUGAAAUCGAGUCAAAGAAUAGCUACAAUAAUGUUGGUAAUGAUGGUGAAAUCAGAUCAUAUAUGAGUGGUGAGUUUUCUACAGAAUUGGAGGUCAAUCAGAAAAUCCUUGGUCAUCAAGAGAAAAUUUCUCGGAGCAAAAAUUUUGUGGAUUCCAAAGAUUCAAAGCUGAAGGGCAACAAGGAGGAUUGCGCUAGAAUUGAUCUAGAUCGGCUGCCCAAAAGCCUUAGAUCUUGGAAAAUGCAGCUUCCUUCAAAGGCAGAUGAAUGAUUAUCGGCAGCUUCAACUCUCUCCAGAAUUACUUCUCUAUUUGCUAAUUCAAUUCUUGCAACCAAAAUCUCUCUUAUGCAUUGCCUCCCUACCUAAUAGAUUUAGGAAACCAUAGAUUUGUGUGUAGCAAAAUAAAAUUCCUCAUAUGGAAGGAUUUGCUUGCAAUUUACACAAUGGCCCAUAGAAUAUCCCUUGUCUGAUCAUGGCCACUAGAGAUUAUUAUGUGAAAGGUAUGAGUUUAGUGUUAAUUAAUGUAU
Cryptomeria japonica (Japanese cedar) is the source of this 2768-nucleotide messenger RNA. RefSeq lists its product as uncharacterized. The record is from RefSeq and is a predicted model, not a curated record. The transcript is spliced from 3 exons. Bases 766 to 2511 code for a protein of 581 amino acids. Lineage: Eukaryota; Viridiplantae; Streptophyta; Pinopsida; Cupressales; Cupressaceae.